AUGUUGCGCGUCGUGCGCGGACCUCGUCCGCUUGCGUCUUCCGCCUGCCGGGGCUACGAUGUUCUACUGCGGUCUUCCCACGUGAACACACUCACAGCUCACGGCAAUGAGCUGCGUGUAUUGGUGCGCCAGCAACAGCUCAAGUCGCAGCUGCUCGGCCGCGCAAGUCGCCACGACCGCGCUCUGACCGCCACUAUGGGGCUCGUGUCGGGCGGAAUUAUAGCCACUUCGCUGCUUCACAAGCAAGAAGAGAGUGGUGACUUCAAGGGGCUCAUUAGGAAUUUGUAUGGGGACGCGGAGGACUUGUUCUACCGUGGCAAUGGACGACAAUUCGAUGAUCCGUGGUUUGAAGAUAACAACAAGAAGGCCGUGGCAUCGAUCAUUGCAGCCAACACUUUGGUCUUCGGACUGUGGCGCGUGUCGUUCCGCAACGCCAGACUGCAUCAGUUCAUGUGGAGGCACUUCGCCAGCUCGUACGACGCGGUGGUGUACGGCAAGCGGUUCCACACGUUGCUGACGUCGGCCUUCAGCCACAUCACGUUCCCGCAUUUCGGCAUCAACAUGUUCAUGUUGUGGGAGUUCGGGCCGCACGUGCUGUCGCCGAGCAACAACCAGUCGGGCGCGUGGUACAGUCGUGCCGUGGCGAAUUCGAGGUUUGCCGGGUUUGUCAGAGACAAUUACAACAGUUUCAGCCGCAGACCGGAGCUGCUGUCCAUUGAGAAGUUCAUGACGCUGUACUUCACUUCGGCUAUGACUUCGUCGGCGCUGAGUGCUUUGGUCUCGAAGCUCCGAAAAAACGGAGGAGUGUUCUCUAUUGGUGCGAGCGGCGCAGUGUCGGCUGUCUUCACGAUGUCGUGCCUUUUCUUCCCUGACCAGCGCCUUCUGCUUUACGGGAUCUUCGACAUGACAUCAGCGCAAAUGCUGCAGCUGUACACGGCACUCAACAUUGUUGGCGCAGCAUUCCAGCGCAACCUGCGCGUUGACUGCGUGGGCCACUUAGGCGGCCAGAGUGCUGGCUUCGCCUUCCACCAAGCUCCAUCAGGCAUCUAG
Phytophthora sojae is the source of this 1050-nucleotide messenger RNA. RefSeq lists its product as hypothetical. Gene Ontology annotation, molecular function: serine-type endopeptidase activity. NCBI's taxonomy places the organism in Eukaryota, Oomycota, Peronosporomycetes, Peronosporales, Peronosporaceae. The record is from RefSeq and is a predicted model, not a curated record. Gene Ontology annotation, cellular component: membrane. The coding region runs from base 1 to 1050 and encodes 349 amino acids. The transcript is spliced from 4 exons.